Papilio polytes (common Mormon) is the source of this 2061-nucleotide messenger RNA. It is a transcript of the gene nes, whose product is annotated as lysophospholipid acyltransferase 5. Bases 175 to 1629 code for a protein of 484 amino acids. Lineage: Eukaryota; Metazoa; Arthropoda; Insecta; Lepidoptera; Papilionidae. The record is from RefSeq and is a predicted model, not a curated record. Gene Ontology annotation, cellular component: membrane. The transcript is spliced from 4 exons. Gene Ontology annotation, biological process: lipid modification; phosphatidylcholine biosynthetic process. Gene Ontology annotation, molecular function: 1-acylglycerophosphocholine O-acyltransferase activity; lysophospholipid acyltransferase activity.
UCGAAUCGGGUGUCGGCCAUUGUCGGGAAUCGGCCAUUGCUAUUGCUUUUACGAGCGGUUUCAUAUUUAGCAUAUUUCUUUGUUAACGCUAUAGUAAGCAACAAUGCUUGAGAAUUGAGUAUUAAAAAUCGUAAAUUGCUUGAAUCAAAUUGUUAUUGAUAUUAGAGGAACAAAAUGUUUGGGCUUUGUCUCUCUAUUUUAAGCUGGGUAGGGCUCAGCCCUGUCCCUUUUCUUGCUAAUAUCCUGAAUACCACUGAGCCAGCUCUGAGACUAUUGAUAUCAAUUUUAUUGGGUUAUCCUUUGGGUAUUAUUUACCAUAAGUAUGUACGAAAAUACCCUGAAUAUAGAAACUUGUAUUUUGUUAUUACUGGAGUAGACAUUGCUUUGUACAAUUUUGGAAAAGCUAUAAUACACAACACAGUACCAGCUCUGAUGAUGUACUUUACUACAAGUAUGUUUGGACCGGAUAAAUUGAAUGUGAUUAUCACAUUUGUUUUCAACAUGACAUAUCUUGUUGUUGGUUACAUGAUGACUGAAUCAGAAAACUAUGAUAUCACAUGGACAAUGCCUCACUGUGUGUUAACAUUGAAGCUCAUUGCCUUAUCUUUCGAUCUAUGGGACGGACAAAAGCUUUUGAAAAGUGUAGAAAUAUCAGAAAAUAGUAAAAAAACAGCACUCCGAGACAAUCCUACAUUAAUGGAACUAAUUGGGUUUGUGUACUUCCCAGCUUGCUUUCUUGUUGGACCUAUAUUCUCAUUUAAGAGAUAUUCUGACUUUUUGUCGGAGAGAUUCCCAUUAGAUAAGGAAAUAGUGAAUACAAAGCAUAUAUAUGAGAGCAAAGCUAUGAAGAGGCUGUUACAAGGCAUAGCAUACUUAGCAGCAUUUCAAGUUGGAGGGUCCGUCUUUAAUGUGAAAUACAUGCUAUCAGAUGAGUUUUGGGAGACAUCAAUAUUUUACAGACACUUUUACUGUGGAUUGUGGGCCCACUUUGCACUGUACAAAUAUAUCUCCUGUUGGCUGCUAACUGAAGCAUCCUGCAUCAGAAUUGGUAUUUCAUAUAAUCGUGCGGAUGAAACACCUGGCAAGUUAUCAAAUUGGGACGGCUGUAGUAACAUCAAAUUACUCUGCUUUGAAGGUGCAACGAAAUUCCAGCAUUACAUUGACAGCUUCAAUUGUAAUACAAACCAUUUUGCUGCAGAGUACAUAUAUAAACGUCUCAAGUUCUUGGGCAACCGUAAUCUGAGUCAACUGUUCACUCUGUUCUUCUUAGCUCUGUGGCAUGGCACUCGAUCAGGUUACUAUGUUACCUUUUUCAAUGAAUUCAUUAUCAUUUAUAUGGAAAAGGAAUUUGAAAGUAUUAUAAGCAAAACUGCGAUUUACCAAGAAAUGUGGCAGAAUAAAUUUGCCAGUUAUGUUUUAUACAUUAUUCUGAAAACAUAUACAAUUGUUUUUAUGGGAUGGAGCUUGGUUCCUUUCGAUGUUAAAGUAAUAUCGAAAUGGUGGUCUAUAUAUUCCAGUCUCUAUUUUUCUGGUUUCCUUAUUUUCUUGCCGUGGGGUUUUGCUUAUAAACCCCUACUGAUAUGGUCUCUAAAAUAUUUUAAUGUUAGAAAAGUUACAAAAACUGAAUAAACAAUUAUGUUAAUGAAAUACCAAAAAUUAAAUAAAAUGUAUAAAUUAUCUAUAUAAUGUACAAGAGUUAUUUUGCUCUAUUUAAUGUAAUGUGAUAAUAUUCAAUGAAUUUACUUUGAACUUGAAAAAAUUAUGGCUACUGAAUAUCUUUAUUAUUUGUUAUAUAUUUUUUGUAUUAUUAAGACAUUAGGCACGUUCGUAUGUAUGAGUUUCCUUUUUGGUAAUAGUAGAAAUUGUACCACAUUUUAUUAGAACAUUUUUGUCUAAUAAUUAAUGUGCUAUAUUAAAUAAUGUUGUUACUUAUAUUAUCGUACAAUUAAAUGCAAGUUAAUGAAGUCAUUUUUGUAGUAUUGCAUAGUGUUUUAAUAGUUAAUUGUUUUUUUAUUUUAAUGUCAUAUUUAUGAAAAAAAAUAUACGCGUGAAAUUAUACAC